UUACAGCUACAUGUAAUCCAGAUUGUCAGAAUAAAGGCAGAUGUGUUAGUCCAAAUACAUGUGAAUGUCCAGCAGGCAUGUACACUGGCCCAAGAUGCAAUGUUCCCAUUUGUACACCGUCGUGUAAGAAUGGAGGAACUUGUUCCCAAUCAAGACAGUGUCAGUGUCCGAGUACCCAUCAAGGAAGGGACUGUGGGGAUCCUGUCUGUAGGCCUAGCUGUCGGUUUGGGACUUGUAUACGUCCUAACGUCUGCUCUUGCUACCCAGGAUACACUGGUAGUCUUUGCGAGAUACCAAUAUGUUAUCCAGUUUGUCAGAAUGGAGGCACCUGUGUUAGUCCAAAUACAUGUAGUUGUCCAAACGGAAUGUACAGUGGUUUGAGAUGCAAUAAACCUAUUUGUGAUCCGUCAUGUAAGAACGGAGGGACUUGUUCCGAAUUAAGAGAGUGUGUGUGUCCCAGUACCCAUCGAGGAAGAGAAUGCGAAAUUCCUGUUUGCAGUCCCAACUGUAAGUCUGGUUCCUGUAAAGGUCCUGACUUCUGCUCUUGUUACCCGGGGUACACUGGUAGACUUUGCGAGACACCUAUCUGUAAUCCUGUUUGCCAGAAUGGAGGUACUUGUGUCAGUCCGAAUAAAUGUGAUUGUCCAGCGGGAAGGUUCACUGGUCCUGGAUGCAAUAUUCCUAUUUGUAAUCCGUCAUGUAAUAACGGAGGGACUUGUUCCCAAUCAAGGCAGUGUGUGUGUCCGAGUACCUAUCAAGGGAGGGACUGUGGUGUUCCUGUUUGUAAAAGUCAUUGCCGAAAUGGUGGUACAUGCAUUUACCCUGACGUAUGUUCAUGUGAUGAGACUUACACAGGGCGUCUUUGCGAAAUACCCAAGUGUUCCUAUCAUUCCCCAUGCUUUCCCGGUACUUGUGGUGGUGAUUCCGUGACUUGUCAUUGUUAUCGAGGGUUUUCUGGUCAGGAUGGAAUUCAGCGAUGCAGGGAAUUGACUUCAGAAAGACGUCCAACAAUAACUCAAUGCACGUCCGUUCUUGCUAAUAUUGAAAGAACUGGACAUAAGAGAGAGCUCUACCGCUUUAUAACGGAUUCAUCCGAACCAAACUCCACAAGAGUAGAUACGUUAUGGCUUAAUCAAAAGGAUUACAAUUACAUUAACGUCACAUUUGCCGCGUUCUAUACAGGACCGGAGAAUUUAGCAGUUCCAGAAUACGUCAAACGGUUCAAAUUUGGAAUUACUUCAGGGAAAAUUCAGAUUAAAUUAUGGAAAGUUGAUAGAAAUUAUCAAAAUAAACCUUUUGUGAGCCAAAAUGAGAUCAAAAACUGUAGUUACCAACCGGGAUCUCUUGAUCCAAAUGACGAUGUUUUUCAGUGUAACUUCACAGAUGAAAACUUUGACAGGCUAUUGGAAAAUGGGGACACUUUGACGUUAACUGUUAUUGCUGAAAACGGAGGGUAUCGAGAACUUGAAGGACCAGGAACCCAGUUAAAGAAUGAUUUCUUCAUUGGCCAAAGUACCACAAAAUCAACAAUGUUUCGUUUUGACUUCAAGAAACCGUGUCAUUGCCUUCAAGAGAGAGACUGUGGAAAAAAAGCUUUGGAUGUAACAGAAGAUAUAACAAAGGUUCUUUAUAAUUAUAUUGGAAACAACUGGAUGGAUGAUCUCUCAGGUCUAAAAGGGUACAAACUACAGGUUUAUUUGCUAAAACUGAAUACAACGUAUCUUUCUGAACCUUAUCCCUGGAACCCUAGUCAAGAAAUAACCUUCAAUGAGACAGUGUCAAGUUAUAUAUACACGCCUCCACAGCCAGGGAUGUAUUCUUUUAUUCUUAACGUAAUAGACAAUGCAAACAAUACACAGUACGCUCGCACCUUGGUCUUGUAUGAUCCUUCAUCAAGCAUCACUCUGUCGACUUCACCGUUCAUUGCCACAAGUGCAGAACCAGAGACAAACUACAUGUGGCAAAAUAAUCUCAAAAAUAACAUUACAGUAUCAUGGAAGGGACACUUUGAAAACAAAUUUCACGAUACAAAUAAACUUCUGAAUCAGGUUUCACAUUAUCAACAUUUUGAUCAUAUGACAAAAUAUGAAAAACAAGUCCCACAGCAACUGGAUGACACAGGGAAAAGAACACUUUGCAGAAUACCAAAUAUUAAAGGUAUUGUCAAGUUUGAAUACUUUUAUUCAAAUGAAAAUGAAGGCAACACACGCCCGACAUGGAAAAUAGUAGAAAAUGUAUUUUCAGAAAGCCAAACAUUCUGUAUAGAACGACAAGAUGGAAAUGCGAUAAAUUUCUGGGUCAGAGCAACUGACGUCAUGGGGAAUGAAAAAGUAGACAUGACAAAGAUAUUCUUUGAUUCCACUCCACCAAAGGCACUGGCAGAUUCAGAUGUGAAAUUCACACGUAACAUUAAAUCACCUACGUAUGAUUUUUCGAGUCGAUUGCAGGUGGAUGCAUAUGAUAGACAUAGCGGAAUUUAUAAAGUCCACUUGGAGCUACUAGCAAACAGCAGCAACGAAUUGUUCCAUGGAACUAAUAUUCAAGGGAAUAAAUCUGAUGUUGAUGUGAGAGAAUAUGGAUACCAGGUACCUAUGGGGGAUUACUAUUAUUAUAGUCACUAUAUCGACAUCAACAACUGCUGGAUGGUUGUACCAAAGGAAAAAUUUGCCAAAGAGCUUGUUUUAUUAAACUUGACUGUAUACAACAACGCGAUGAAACUACCCAUUACAAUUACUGAUUUAGUUUCACUUGACGGCAUAGAUGAGUACACUGGCCCUAAAAAUCUGACGGUGUUAGAGACCUAUGACAACAGUGUUCGUCUGAAAUGGAUCGUAUCUCCAACAUGUUACAAAAGGUCCAAGAUCACCCUGCAGUUCCGUUCCUCCAAUGGCCGAACAGAGAACCGAUUUAUCGACAAGGACGCAGACUGGGUGGAUCUGACAGGACUGAAUCCAGAAACAAGUUAUAACCUGUCUUUUAUCACAGAGUAUGGAAGACAUAAAAGUGAUCCCGUGUUUCUGCAUUUCAAAACUAACAAACCGCGAUCAGCCUUUACAGUUGCUGCAAUAGCAGGAAUGUCCUCUGGGUUUUUUAUACUUGUUGCCAUAAUUGUUGGGAUGGUUGUCCUAUGGCGACUUGGACGUUUGUCAGUUGUACGUGAAGAUAUUCGACGCCGGGCGACUGUAGUUCGAAGGAAUAUCACAAACCGAUUUUCAGCGAAUCCCAAUCAUGAUGUAGAUGACAUUUAUAUUUACGGCCAAAUGGAACUUAGUAAUACUGACAGAUGGAUUUUACCGAGCUCUGAAAUUGUGUUGGAUGCCUUGCUAACAAGCGGAAGAUUUGCAGACAUAUAUAAGGCCAGAUACCAAAAGCAAAAUAACAAAGCUAAACAAAUUGUAAUUGCAAAGACUUUGAAAAGUGGAUACACUGAAGAAAAUAUGCUGAUGAUGAGAGCAAAAAUUAAUUUUUUUGGCAAAGAAGUUGGGGAACAUCCAAACAUCAUUCAUUUCAUCGGCGCUGUCAUCGAUAACGAUGCAUUUGGACCAUUCAUGGUUUUUGAGUACUGUACAAAGGGGCAGCUUCGAGACUGGUUACUACAACAGAGGAAUGAAUCAACAGACGACACUAUGGAAAUCUUAUAUCGAAUUAUAUACGGAAUUUCGAAGGGAAUGUUCUACCUUGAGACAAAAAAGCUGGUGCACAGAAGACUUGCAGCACGAAAUGUUUUACUGACUGAUGAACUAGAACCCCAAAUCUAUGGAUUCGGACCAGAGCCACCCAAACACCAAGGCAACGAAGAGGAUGGAGAUGGUACACCUGAAGACAAGGAGCGAAUCCCUGUGAAAUGGACAGCCCCUGAAUGUUUUACUUCAAUGAAAGCUGCUAGCAUAAAAAGUGAUGUAUGGUCUUUUGGAGUGGUAUUAUGGGAAGUAUUUUCUUUGGGUGAAACUCCAUACCCGGGAUCACGAAGCAGAGAUGUUAUAACCCAAGUCAGAAAUGGACAUAGAAUGAAGAGACCAGAGUUUGCUAAUGACUUUUUUCAUGACAUUAUGACGAGAUGUUGGAACACUAAACCAAGAAGAAGGCCAAGUUUUAAGGAUAUAUCAACGGACAUUGGAAAAACCUUUAAUGCUGCACCUUCUGAUGAAUAUUACUAUUACUGUGAAAAGUGAAACAUGCCCAUAGAACAUUUUGACAGCGCUAUUCUUAAUGUGCAAGAACAAAUGGGCUUAGUUAGAUACGAUCCAUAUUUCAAACUUAAGUCAAAACAAAUUAAAUUACAUUUUUAAGUAAAACUUUUGAGCAAUCGUACAGCUAAGUACAUGUAACUACAUGCAAUUAUUAUUUUGAUUUUAUUUACCAUGUUUACGGAACAUUAUUCUACAUUGUUUGUUUCAUUAUUUCCUCUCCUGAUAUGAU
This is a messenger RNA of Saccostrea cuccullata (small rock oyster), 4419 nucleotides long. RefSeq lists its product as uncharacterized. The record is from RefSeq and is a predicted model, not a curated record. Gene Ontology annotation, molecular function: ATP binding; protein binding; transmembrane receptor protein tyrosine kinase activity. Gene Ontology annotation, cellular component: signaling receptor complex; plasma membrane. Gene Ontology annotation, biological process: protein phosphorylation; cell surface receptor protein tyrosine kinase signaling pathway; positive regulation of kinase activity. NCBI's taxonomy places the organism in Eukaryota, Metazoa, Mollusca, Bivalvia, Ostreida, Ostreidae.